UAAGAGGUUAUAAUUUUUGUAAACAUUGCAUUUUUUCCUCAUAAUUUUCCGAAUUUUCUCGCAAUGUCACACUUGAACCGCCUGAAUUUGCUGAAAUUUCUCGCAAUUCGCCCCAAUGGCGUCGUUUUGAGUCGAAAUUGCAGCAAGGCAGUGGCAAAAAGUGAUGCAAAAGAGGCAGAAGAGGACAGUGCUCCAGUUGUUCUGAUGCAAGACGAUGAAGAAGACCAAGAAGAACGUCGUAAGAGACUCGAAAAGAUCCGAAACAAGUCCCGGUUGUCGAAAGCUCACAGAAAUUUCUUGAUGGAGCAAGUUCCUUACCCCGACGGACCUGAAUCGUGGAUUCAUCAGACUCUGAAGUACAAACGAGGGUUAUUCGGAAAGUAUGGAUUGGCCAGCGGAAUUGAUCCAAGAAUUUGUUACCCAACUGCCACGGAAAAAGCUGACAAAGAAGAAUAUGAGAGAGUCGCAUAUCCCUUUACUUUGCAAGAAAUGCAACAAGCCAACGCAGAAUCACGAGAAAAAAAGCGACAAAAGAUUAUGCAAAAGGAAGAAACGAUCGCGAAUAAACUUUCCAAGCUGGAUACUUGGUUGGCUGACAUGAACGCACGUAUCGCGAAGAAAGAAGCCGAAGCACGUGAGAUAAAGGAACGCAAAGAGCGUCUCGUUGAGGAAGUCAGACGUCACUUUGGGUACAAAGUCGAUCCGCGUGACGAGAAAUUCAAGGAAAUGUUGGCGCAAAAGGAGAAGGAAGACAAGCGGAUGCGAAAAGAGGCCAGGAAAAAGCAACGCGACGAAAAAGUCAUGGAAAAAUUCCUUAAAAUGGAGAAAAAAGCCGAAGCUAAAAAGGCGCAGGCCAAAGAAGAGGAAGACAGCGACGACGAAAAUGAUCAAAAACCCAAAAAAAGUUAA
Culicoides brevitarsis is the source of this 909-nucleotide messenger RNA. RefSeq names its product large ribosomal subunit protein mL64 (gene CRIF). Gene Ontology annotation, cellular component: mitochondrion; nucleus. Lineage: Eukaryota; Metazoa; Arthropoda; Insecta; Diptera; Ceratopogonidae. The record is from RefSeq and is a predicted model, not a curated record. The coding region runs from base 64 to 909 and encodes 281 amino acids. The transcript is spliced from 2 exons.